Drepanopeziza brunnea f. sp. 'multigermtubi' MB_m1 is the source of this 4158-nucleotide messenger RNA. Lineage: Eukaryota; Fungi; Ascomycota; Leotiomycetes; Helotiales; Drepanopezizaceae. The record is from RefSeq and is a predicted model, not a curated record.
AUGGCAUCUUACUAUCAAGACGAUGAGGUCGAUGACCGAGACCGGAGACGUCGUGGUACAGCUCCUACACAUCGUCACAAACAACCAGUGCGCUUUGCAAGUCCAGUGGCAGAGCCUGAAUCUUAUCGCUGGAGACGUCCAGAACAGCGACGGCCAUAUGCUCGGUUCCCUUCAGAGGAUCUCGUUGGGAGCGAAACAGAGAAUCGCACCAGCCGUUCGAAGAGUCCCACUCUUCAGGAAAAUAACAGACAGACAAGUUCGCCCUCUCCUAUUCCGAAGCCCGAACCAGCUGGUAGGAGUGAGACUGUAUCACCAGAAAGGUCCACCGACCGGCCAAUAUCACCAGUAAAAGACGCUGCGUGGGAACCUCGUUCUCCACAGGUGCCAGAAAGAGCAUCGAGUGAAGGUUCAUGGAACGCCAGAAAUGCUUUCUACCCCCCAGGCUACUCUGAAUACUCAGAUGAUGAUUUCAAUGUUCGGGUUCGACGAGAUCGCAGCUCUCCAGAACCUCCAUAUCGAUCGUCUUCCCCUCCCGUAGCACUUCAAAGCGGGAGUGGCUACUACAGUGUAAACGAUCACAAAUUCUGGACUGCAACGGAAGCUUUUCAAGAUGUGCAUCGUGGGCGCAAACGUGAACGCGGACAGGAAUGGGCGAAAUCCUACAGCGGUGCAUCUGGGCCCAGUCUCCCUAGUCCAAUUCGCUCUCAGCAUCGAUAUCGCUCCACCGCUGGUCCUGUACCAUCGAGAGGGACAAGCUUCUAUGACGAAGAUGAAGAUUUAGACGUGAGAGUCCGAACGCGGGAGCCAUACCGUCCUAUCUCGUUUGUCUACCCUGAACGUCGCACUCGCACGACGCCACGAACUCUACCUUCCCGAGGAACUAGCAGGUAUGAAGCAUCGGAAGAUGAGCUCGAUAUUGGAGAGAGGAGAGGUCAGGAUAUUCCUGCCAAAGUCAUCUAUUCAGAGCAUCGACAUCGUCCAUUCCCUCGACCGUACUAUCCACCCCCAGAGAUAAAUCCUAGCCCGCGGCGAAGCAGGCGAGAAAUCUCACCAGAGCGAUCUUUCAGUAAUAAUAAUCGUUAUUACAUUUAUUAUGGAAAUGAUCAGUAUGGGAACUACUCUCACGACAGAAGAAGCCGGUCUAGAUCUCCAUCCGCUCCUGUACCACCGGCGGCAGCACCUGUCAUCAUUAACAAUCGGAUAUACAACGACAUCGAUAACGACGACUACCUCAGUCUCGGCCCCGCUACAACUGCUACGGGCCGAAGUAGACCAAUCAUAAGCACUGCACCGCUUCCAGUGAAGAAUCAUAUCUAUAAAGAUUACGCUGAUGAGGAUUAUGAUGCAUUGGUCACUCGUCUAGGUGAACCAGAUCUUGGGUUUAUUACUCAAGCCUACCAGUUCUCACUCUCGCGUCACAGCAAGAGCCUGCAAGGUAGCGAUAGCGAUCUCGGUUCUAUUUCUGAUACAUCUGAGAGAGAUGAGCCGCGCGCACAAGAGAAUUCCAAGAAAGCAUCUGAAUCCGGGAAAACAUACAAUAUGCUCCGUUCUCAGUACAUUGGCGAAGGUGCGAUUGGUAGACCUCACUCUGUGCAGCUAACAUUGAUGCCUGAACCUGUUUCCACUCAUCUAAAAAGAGUUUCUCCUGUCUUCAGAUGGGUGCAUUUCGAAGACAAGAAUAUGGAUUUUGAACACUUCGAAAAUAACACGCUCAACAUUCCCGGACUCACAAGUCUGGAGCAAAGUUCCAUUUCGAAAUUACUCGGUCGUGUUAGGAAGGGGUGGGACAAGCCUCUACAAACAGCAACCAAAACUAAAGCCAGAUAUAUGGUGCCUUCAUUCCUGCAGGACAACUUGUCAGAGGAGAAGAUAUCGAAGACUUCAAGAAUGAGAACAAUAUCGUGGGUUUGCCUCCCAUACUUCGUUUUGCAGCAAUACUCCGCUCCCUCUGGAUCAAGAGCCUCGUCUCAUCCGAUGAGAACCCUUCUCCAGGCAAGAUUCGCCUUGACACGGAAGGAGAGAGACAUGAAGCAGGCAGUACAAGGGCUGGGAAAUACUCCACCUGAACACUGUUACUACAUUGCGCAAGUCUGGUUUCUCAUCAUUGAUGACUGCAGCCAUGAUUGUAUCUUGCGCUCGCCCUUCCAUGACCGCUCUGCGGGGGGAUUCAAUUUCAGUCCUUCCCCCACCGGAACCAGAAAGUCCCUUGCUCUCUCCAAACAUUCUUGUCUCCACAAAGAGUUCUCUCCUCUGGGCGCUACCGCUGGAAGAAUGCCAAAGUUGGUUUGUAAAUCAAUCGUGGCUGAAGAUUGGCCGAGACUUCUGUUACUCGCGAAGAAAGCUACGAUUCGCCUCUCUUUGGAGCUCCAAAUUCUUAAAAGGGUGGAACCAACACGAGGCACCCUGUUAGAGGACCCAACCUCCGAAGAAAGUGCGCACAAAGAGCGAUCCGCGCCGAGUCCAUCUCUCAAACCAAAAGAUCACCAACGACACAAGAAUAGACACAAGAACUCGUCCGAACGAAGCAAAGAAGAGUUCCACGUGUUCACGUGGAUGAACUCCAACAACGAAAUGCAUAAUGUGAGUCCCGGGAUCACGGCUACCAAUGUUGACUACAUCCUAUCAGGCUUUGAGAGUCAAGGGUUGGAGGAUGAUUUGAAAGAGAUGGACGAGUACCUGAGCACCGAGAUCAACCUUAGCCACCGCCUAAUCUACAACGCCGCUCCGUCGAAGACUAGAGUGGAACUCUAUGAAUUGCUAUCGAGUAUGAGGAAAGAAGCUGUAUCGGAUGAAAGGUCCACAACGCCCCAAAUCAAGGUAUACGAAGCUGUGGUCGACGUGGUCAAUGCAGCCGAGGUAUUGUUUCGAUUCUUCCUACCCUCGAACUACGAAGGCACUAUGGUGAAUAAGUACUGGGGAGCAGUGUACCAAUUGCUGAAGCUAUCGCAAUCAGGACGUCUCUCAGCGCGAAAUGUUUCUGAAGUGUUGGAUUCGCUCAUCCUGCUCAAUCAAAGCACCGUGCCCUUCGCAGAACUGUUCUCUCAAAUGCCACUUGUAGAAAGAUCCAAUGCUCAGAUCCCCGAAGAGCUUACAACAGCUUGGCUACACCUCGUUCUGGGGCUAGCCUCAUGCCCCAAGGAUCUGCGACUCUUUGAUACGCAAAUGACUACGUGUGUGGAGCUUGUAGAACAAGGUAUCAGGAAGGCUGUCAUGGCUCUGACGAAACUUUAUGAAUUGCCGAACUACGCCGUCUUCCAGCCGUACGAGUUUGCCUUGUUGAUCGCGUUCCAACUGUCUCGCGACGACGGCGGAUCAUCGACCGAAAUAUCCGACACCUAUCUGGAAUACUUAAAGUCCCUGCAAUCCGAUAUUGAAGCCAACCCACUCGAUCGGAACCACCAGGAUCGGAUCGUCUGUCUGAAGCAAGAGAUUGAAGUCAUCAGCGAAACCUUGGACGUCCAGCAGUACAUUCUGCGGCAAGCUCAACGCGGGUUCGGCGCCUCUCGCACUGCAGGGGCCCGUGAGGAUGCCGACUAUCCCAGCCACAAGCUGCCUCCGCCAUAUACGCACACGAGAAGUUUCCCAGCGCUGGAGUCGACUGGUAUGCAAAGCCUCAUCAUCCAGGACAGCCUGGCACUGAUAGAGAAUCGCAUCCGAGGCUUUAGAGAAAUGCGUGAGAUUGCAUCCGAACUCGGAGACUGGAACAUCCAAAAGAUCGAUUCCAACAAGGACCGCCAAGAGGCAGCCAUCUACGCCUUCACCAUCGUAACUAUCAUCUUCCUCCCGCUCGGCACCAUCGCAGGCAUCAUGGGCAUGAACACGGCCGACAUUCGCGCCAUGCCUUUCCGCCAGUGGGUGUACUGGGCCACCGCCCUCCCGCUGACCGUCACCGUCAUCGUGCUCUGCCUGGCCUGGGCAGGCGAGCUGAACAACUUCUGGGCGGGCCUCCGCCGUCGGCUAAUGUGGAAGAGGGACACCACUACCACCAGCAGCUUGCGGGAUUACGCCACGGCUGCGAAGUAUGCGAAGCGGUAUGAAGAGACCAUUGAACGGCGGACCGCGGGGUAUGAUGAUCGGCGGCGGGAGCUCGUGAGGUCCAGGAGGAGGUCGGGUACGGAUACGCUGUUUGGGAAGAGGGAGGAGAGGAGCUAUGUCUGA